This is a messenger RNA of Rubroshorea leprosula, 1838 nucleotides long. Lineage: Eukaryota; Viridiplantae; Streptophyta; Magnoliopsida; Malvales; Dipterocarpaceae. The record is from the annotation of a GenBank genome assembly.
GGCAGGUUUUCUGCUUCUCAUUUCAAAUGCCUCCCGCCAUUCAAAACAAAUGAUGUUACCUUCCAAAAAACUCAUUUCUCUCGUGCACCCAACUCUUCAUCUGGCUCACCCGACGCUUGAAUCCUUCAUCUGGAACACAGUCAUACGAGCCCAUGUCUUUGCCAUUGCACGACCCGCGGUCCAUUCUCCCAUUUGCAUCUACCUCGGCAUGCGUUACCAUGGUGUGGCCCCCGAUCUCUACAGCUUCCCAUUUCUUCUCCAGUCUUUUGAUUCCCCGUUUCACCUUCAUUCAGGUAAACAAAUCCACGCCCAAAUUUUCCUCUUUGGCCUUGCGGAUGACCCUUUUGUGCAAACGUCUCUCAUCAAUAUGUACUCGUCUUGUGACAACUUGAAUGUUGCUCGUCAGGUAUUUGAUGAGAUUCCAAAGCCUGAUUUACCAUCUUGGAAUUCAAUGGUUAAUGCUUACAUGAAAGUGGGGUUAAUUGGUAGGGCACGGAAUCUGUUUGAUAAAAUGCCUGAGAAAAAUGUUGUAUCAUGGAGUUGUAUGAUAAAUGGGUGUGUAAGGUGUGGGGAAUAUAAAGAAGCACUUGCUCUGUUCCGUGAGAUGCAAAUGUUGACAGUGAACCAUGUUAAGCCUAAUGAGUUUACCAUGUCUGGUGUUCUUUCGGCUUGUGGGCGAUUGGGUGCUCUUGAGCAAGGGAAAUGGGCUCAUUCUUAUAUUGACAGAUAUGGGAUGGAAGUCGAUGUUGUUUUGGGAACUGCUUUGAUAGACAUGUAUGCUAAAUGUGGGAGUAUUGAAGAGGCAAGGAGAGUGUUUAUAAAAUUAGGUUUGGUGAGUGCAGGGAAGGAGUACUUCAGGAGGAUGAAAGAGGAGUUUGGCAUUACUCCUUUGAUUCAGCACUAUGGUUGCAUGGUAGACCUUUAUGGAAGAGCUGGUCUCAUUGACGAGGCAUGGAAUGUGAUAAGAUCAAUGCCUAUGGAGCCUGAUGUGCUUGUAUGGGGAGCCUUGCUGAGUGGAUCCAGGAUGCACGGGAAUAUUGAAACAUGUGAGGCUGCACUCAAGAAACUAAUUGAGUUGGAUCCAAAGAACAGCAGUGCCUAUGUGCUCCUUUCGAAUGUGUAUGCAAAGAUGGGUAGAUGGACCGAUGUAAGGUCCAUGAGAAAUAUAAUGGAGAGAAGGGGAAUCAAGAAGGUUCCAGGAUGCAGUUUGGUUGAGGUGGGAGGUAUCCUCCAUGAGUUCUUUGUGGGUGAUGAUUCUCAUCCAGAGAGCAGAGAGAUUUAUGUGAUGCUUGAUGAGAUUAUGAAGAGGCUGAAGAGAGAGGGCUAUGUAGGAAACACAAAGGAGGUAUUACUUGACUUGGAUGAGGAAGGAAAAGAGCUGGCACUAUCCCUUCACGGUGAAAAAUUGGCAAUUGCCUACUGCUUCUUGCAUACAAGUCCAGGUACACCAAUUCGAAUUGUUAAGAACCUAAGAAUUUGUCUUGAUUGUCAUGCUGCAAUAACAAUGAUAUCAAGGGUAUUUGCUAGGGAAAUUGUUGUUAGAGACUGCAAUAGGUUUCACCAUUUUAAGAACGGGGCAUGCUCUUGUAAAGAUUACUGGUGAAAUGAACCCUACCAUUUUGCUAGGACCAAUCCUUCCAUCUAUUGGCAUUGAUGCCAUAUUAACCAUAAUCUUCAAAGUUGAAACAAUUUAGACUCAAUUUAUUGUCUUUAGAAGAGUGUCAUUGAGGAUAAUUGUGUGCACUUGCAACUUUGUCUGCUUUAGAGAAGUGAACAUGGACCUGUGGUGAGAUCCACGUUCCGAUCUGGGUAGAGACUAAAAAAGGAAACUUGCUUGU